GUAUGAUUUAAAUCAGUGUUUUGAAACCCAGAUCGGACCGGCCGGUCCGACAGGUUCGACCAGCACCCAGAGCAUGAAACGGGCUGGGUUGACCCCAGGCCCGUUUGGACGGUUGGCCCGUCCAAACCCGGGGAACCCGUUCAACCCGUCCAGCCCGGCAGACCCGGCAAACCCGCCGGGCGAAUUCCUCCAGGCUGGACGGCACCGACGCACGCAGGGCCACGCACGAUCUGCAAUUUUUUUUUUUCCCACACCCACAGUCGGGGUUUCUAAUUUUAUUCCAUUCCAUUCUCAACAAAAUCGGACUCCACAGCAUAGCAGAUCUGAUUCACCAUCGUCCUCCUUCUCGACGUCCAUACAAGCAGCAGAUCGGGGCAGCAGAUCGAAGAAGAAACCACAACACAAGGCAGUAAAGCGGGGCAGCAGAUUGACGUUCAUCGUGUCUCCAGCAGCAGCAGCAAGCAGCAGAUCGACGUUCACCCAACAGCCGUGACCCACCACCAAAGGCCCUCACCGUCCGUUCGAGGGUGCUGCCGGUAAACUCACUGUCACAGGCUUUCAACUUCCUUGCAAUUUCUUGAAACGGUUGGAGUUGGACAAUAUCUGUUUCUCCACUAAAAAUCUGAAAUAGAAAUCAAAUUUGAGG
This is a messenger RNA of Rubroshorea leprosula, 646 nucleotides long. The record is from the annotation of a GenBank genome assembly. Lineage: Eukaryota; Viridiplantae; Streptophyta; Magnoliopsida; Malvales; Dipterocarpaceae.